CCAGUUCCAUGCCAUUCCAAGACAUAGAGAAACCGUCUCAUAAACUAAUCCAAAUUCGCCUCUCAUAUAUCAGAAACAUGGCGGUCCGGUGCACGAUGCUGGUGAUAGUUUUCGGGCUUUUCUGCUUUUUGGCUGAAUCAACUUCCGAAGAUGUUGUGAGUUCUAUGGGAAAGAUAACAAGGAUCAAUAAUGCUGGACCAUACUUGGGCAUAGUAUCGCCCAACGCCUACGAAUUGAGCCCUCUUCUUCAAUCUUCCAGCUUUUCUAACGAUACGACCCUCCCUUACUUGGAUAUUGCAGGAAGAAGAUUUCGAUUUGGGAAAGUGCAUAAUGAAAAAGUUAUAAUCGUUAUGACAGGGCUGAGCAUGCUUAAUGCAGGAAUAGCCACGCAGCUGUUGGUAACUCUAUUUAAGGUCAAGGGGGUUUUGCAUUAUGGAAUUGCUGGAAAUGCCAAUUCUCAGCUCGAGAUUGGAGAUGUGGCCAUCCCCAAAUCCUGGGCCCACACCGGCCUUUGGAAUUGGCAGAGGUAUGGAGAUGGGCCUGACGACGAGCUUGCUUUGGAGUCCAGUGGAGACUACACGAGAAAAGUGGGCUAUCUCAAGAUCUCAAAUUACACUGUCAGUGAGACAGGAAACGCCAUAACUGAUGCCAACAAUCUCCUAAACAAUGUCUGGUUCCAGCCGGAAGAGAUAUUUCCAGUCGACGGAGUUCCCGAAGUGAGGCAGCACGCUUUCUGGGUUGAGGUCGACCAGCAUUAUUUCGACAUUUCCACAAAGUUACUGAACAUGACGUUGGAAGGAUGUGUGAACUCUACUACUUGCUUGCCGAGGACGCCGAAGGUGUACCAAGUCGAGAGAGGGAUCAGCGCGAAUGUGUACCUAGACAACAAGGCCCACAGGGAGUUUAUGAGGUCCAAGUUCAAUGCGACUCCCGUGGACAUGGAGAGCGCCGCGGUUGCCCUGAUCUGCCGCCAGCAAAAGAUUCCCUUCAUCACGUUCAGGGCGCUGUCCGACUUAGCCGGUGGUGGCUCUGCCCUGUCUAAUGAAGUCGAUACUUACGUAACCUUGGCUGCCCAGAAUUCGGUCGCUGUCUUGACCAAGUUCAUUUCCUUGAUUGGGUCAUGAUAUUGAUUGUUGGACUCCCAUGCUGUAUGUCAUUUUCCUGUACAACCAGUCUCAUCGAAAUAAGUCUCUCCCGUCCCAAGGCUCGAUUGACCCAUCCGGGACGGGCUUCAGGGGCAUCAGAUGCAGCGGCCAGCCAAAUACAAUAAAUAAACAAUUAUGUUUCUAGUUUCGCUCAUUCUAAAUUUCGACUUUC
This is a messenger RNA of Punica granatum (pomegranate), 1317 nucleotides long. The record is from RefSeq and is a predicted model, not a curated record. NCBI's taxonomy places the organism in Eukaryota, Viridiplantae, Streptophyta, Magnoliopsida, Myrtales, Lythraceae.